AUGCUGGACCUCGCCGUCGGUACGCUGAUGCUGGCUGCGUUCUUCUAUGGCAUCUUUACGAUCUUGAUCAUUUUUUCUACUUAUACAGUGUUAUCCUCUGGAAAUUUCACAAAGGGAAACCUAGCUAAGGCGGCGGUCACGCUCACGAUGUACGCGGUCUCAACCGCUCACAUUGUCAUUACUGUGGUUACGUAUGACCGGGAUCCUGAAGAAUUCUCAGUGGCGGGUGUAUACAGUGGGACGGGGCUAAUAAACGGGCGGUUGAGCCUUGCUCUCAUACAAGCUGUCACGUACCUGCCCAUUAUGAAUUACAUACUCUCAGACGCCAUUGUAGUAUGGCGAGUCUGGCUCCUUUGCCACAGGAGACGCGCCGUUCUAUAUGUUCCUAUCGUAUGUUUUCUCGCAACCAUAGUGUCCGCAAUCGUGAUUGCAGCCUCUGACAUGAAGACAGUCGCCUCUCAACAUGGGCCCUCCAUUGACACCGAAGGUUUUAUAACUUCCCACAUUGGGGAUUUACUCAUUUGGUCGCUUAGCGCUGCCACGAAUGUAUGGGCCACGUCCAUUGUGUCGUUCAAAGCCUGGUGGCAUAGCAAGUCUCUCGCCAAGCUCUUCGACCAUUCAAGUAAGAAAACUAGAGCCGAGAAGUUGAUGGCUCUUCUCGUUGAGUCCGGUGUUCUCUAUUGCUUCAUAUGGGUGUCAUUCCUUUUCAUUGUGUCGUUCUCAGCGGCCGGAUUCUUGGUUAUGGACGGCAUCAUGCCUCAGAUUGCGGGAAUCUAUCCAACCAUUCUCAUCGUCCUCGUCAACUUCGGCAAGACUCAUUUCGAAACAGACUUAAUAUCCGACAACCCCAUCCUGAUAGGUGCUCGAAGAAACAUUGUCGACGGGCAGAAUUCUGGGCGCCACUCUAUAAUGGACCCGGAACCCGACCAAGUGAAGUUGCGAAAGUCUGUGUCGCUCAACGUUCCUUACGUUAACGGUGAACCGAAGCAAGAUCUGGGCGAAGAGGAAGCCCACGAUUCGGCAUAA
This is a messenger RNA of Stereum hirsutum FP-91666 SS1, 1026 nucleotides long. RefSeq lists its product as uncharacterized. The transcript is spliced from 8 exons. NCBI's taxonomy places the organism in Eukaryota, Fungi, Basidiomycota, Agaricomycetes, Russulales, Stereaceae. Bases 1 to 1026 code for a protein of 341 amino acids. The record is from RefSeq and is a predicted model, not a curated record.